CUGAAUUACAUAAUUAUAUUAAAAAAUAUAUGUAUAUGGACAUUCCUGAUGCAGUCGUGGGAAAAUUUAUAUUAAUUUCUACGGCCACUCUAUUUAUUUUGACCACUCUCUGGAUAAACACAUACCCAUUUUUGGAUGAAGAUUCUGCUGUUUAUGAAUUGAUCCCAAAUCCAAAGUGGUUUCUACUAUUCUGCGCUGUUUGGGGACUGUUCUUCAUAGGGGGCCUAAUGUCCUUCACCCUGUACCACAUUUACCCUUAUUUAUAGAUCUGAGCCACAAAAAAUCAAUUCAGUAUCGUACAACAAACUUUGUUCCACCAUCAGCAAAUUUGAGCCAAAAUUCAAAUAUGCCUGGCAAAGAUUGGAUCAUAAUCGGCAUUUCCGGGGUCACUUGUGGCGGAAAAACGACCCUUGCCAAUAAGUUAAAGAAUGCCCUAACACCAGUCUACGUGUUUCAUCAAGACAAAUAUUUUUAUCCUGACGACAGUCCGAAACACAUUAAGUGCGAAGGGUUAGACCACAACGACUACGAUGUGCUGUCGUCGCUGGACAUGGAGACCAUGUACGAUGACAUCACGAAGACCUUGAGCGGCGAGGACAGGUCGCAUGCCAACCGUUUGGAGGGAACAUCCACCGUAGCCGGUACAAAGUUCUUGGUGAUUGAAGGUUUCACGGUGUUAAAUUAUAAACCUAUUAUGGAGAUCUGUGAUUUGAGAUACUACUUCAUCCUAGAGUACGGGGAGUGCGUGUCCCGCCGCGUGCUGCGACUGUACGACCCGCCAGACGUCGCCGGGUACUUCGACACGUGCGUGUGGCCGCGGCACUUGUACUACAGGGCGCAGAUAGAGAAGGACCGGCGCGUGAAGUUGCUGGACGCGACGCAGCAGGACUCAUUCGAGGUCGUCAUGGCGGACAUCGACGCCCUCACGCGGUGAGCCCGGGGGGCCACGAGAUUGGCGGCCACAAAUAAAUGUAUCAAUAUAAUCGGCAUAUAUGUAAUCGCAAAGUCAGUUUCGUAUGCCCCGACAGAAGGCGCAAAGACUUCAGUCCCAUGAGGUCGCUAGUUUCAAUACAAGUUUUUAAUCAAAUUU
This is a messenger RNA of Bombyx mandarina (wild silkworm), 1090 nucleotides long. Its product is annotated as nicotinamide riboside kinase 2. Gene Ontology annotation, molecular function: kinase activity; ATP binding. The record is from RefSeq and is a predicted model, not a curated record. NCBI's taxonomy places the organism in Eukaryota, Metazoa, Arthropoda, Insecta, Lepidoptera, Bombycidae.